Molecule: messenger RNA, 2032 nt
Organism: Fukomys damarensis (Damara mole-rat)
Lineage: Eukaryota; Metazoa; Chordata; Mammalia; Rodentia; Bathyergidae
Gene: Slc7a4
Product: solute carrier family 7 member 4
Exons: 4
Coding region: 44-1951 (635 amino acids)
Biological process (GO): amino acid transport; transmembrane transport
Cellular component (GO): plasma membrane
Molecular function (GO): amino acid transmembrane transporter activity
Source: RefSeq, a predicted model, not a curated record
GAAGUUCCCGCUGCCGGCGUGGUGCUCUUCUUAGCCGCCUGUCAUGGCCUGGGGACUGCCCACUGCUGCCAGCCUGGCACGUUUCUGCCAGAGGCUGAACCGGCUGAAGCCACUAGAGGAGUCCAGCAUGGAGACAUCGCUGCGGCGCUGCCUGUCCACGCUGGACCUGACCCUGCUGGGUGUGGGUGGUAUGGUGGGCUCAGGCCUCUAUGUGCUCACAGGCACUGUGGCCAAGGACAUGGCUGGGCCUGCUGUGCUCUUGUCCUUCGGUGUGGCUGCUGUGGCUUCCCUGUUGGCAGCCCUGUGCUAUGCAGAGUUUGGAGCACGAGUGCCCCGCACAGGUUCCGCAUACCUAUUCACCUAUGUGUCCAUGGGCGAGGUGUGGGCCUUCCUCAUAGGCUGGAAUGUGCUCCUGGAAUACCUCAUUGGGGGUGCCGCGGUGGCCCGUGCCUGGAGUGGCUAUCUGGAUGCCAUCUUUAGCCACAGAGUUCGAAACCUCACUGAGUCUCAAGUGGGUGUCUGGCAGGUGCCCUUCCUGGCCCAAUACCCAGAUUUCUUGGCCGCUGGCAUCCUGCUCGUGGCUUCCGCCUUCGUCUCCUGUGGAGCCCGGGUCUCCUCCUGGCUCAACCAUACCUUCUCGGCUAUCAGCCUGGUUGUCAUCCUCUUCAUCAUCAUCCUGGGCUUCAUCCUGGCCCGCCCCCGCAACUGGAGUGCCGAGGAGGGUGGCUUUGCACCCUUCGGCUUCUCUGGCAUCAUGGCGGGCACUGCCACCUGCUUCUAUGCCUUUGUGGGCUUUGAUGUCAUUGCCGCCUCCAGCGAGGAGGCCCAGAACCCCCGGCGGGCUGUGCCCAUGGCCAUCGCCCUCUCCCUUGGUCUGGCAGCCAGUGCCUAUAUCCUUGUCUCUGCUGUGCUAACCCUCAUGGUGCCCUGGCACAGCCUGGACCCGGACUCAGCACUCGCUGACGCUUUCUACCGGCGGGGCUACAGCUGGGCUGGCUUCAUCGUGGCAGCUGGCUCCAUCUGUGCCAUGAACACCGUCCUACUCAGCAACCUCUUCUCCCUGCCGCGCAUCGUCUAUGCCAUGGCCGCCGAUGGGCUCUUCUUCCAGGUGUUUGCCCGUGUGCACCCCCGAACACAGGUGCCUGUGGUGGGCAUUCUGGUGUUCGGGGUCCUGAUGGCUCUCCUGGCUCUGCUGUUGGACCUAGAGGCACUGGUCCAGUUUCUGUCCAUCGGCACCCUGCUGGCCUAUACCUUUGUGGCUGCCAGCAUCAUUGUGCUGCGCUUCCAGAAGUCAUCUCCACCCAGCUCCCCAGGCCCAGGCAGCCCUGACCUCACGGCCAAGAAGUACGACUCCUUCUCAGACCACAUACAGCUAGUGAGUGCCGUGCAGGCCUCGAUCCCUGAGCCUGGACAGCUGCGCCCAUCCCUGAGGCCCUACCUGGGCUUCCUGGGAGAGCUCAGCCCUGGAACUGCUGUGGCUUGGGCACUUGGCAUCCUGGUGGCCUCGGCUAUCCUGCUGGGCUGCGUGCUGGUCUUUGGAGACUCGCCCCUGUACCUUCCGCAGUGGGGCUACACCCUGCUGCUCCUACUCAGUGGUGUGGUGUUUCUGCUCAGCCUCCUGGUCCUGGGGGCUCACCAGCAACAGCACCCGCGGGACACUUUCCAGAUCCCCCUGGUGCCCCUGACGCCAGCUCUGAGCAUCCUUCUCAAUAUCUGCCUCAUGCUGAAGCUGAGCUACCUGACCUGGCUGCGCUUUGCCAUCUGGCUGCUGAUUGGACUUGUCGUGUAUUUUGGCUAUGGCAUCAGGCACAGCAAGGAGAACCAGCGGGAGUCACCGGGGCUGACAGCCACACGAUAUGUGGUGUUCCCCAGCAGCAGCCUGGAAGAGACAGUGCAGCCCGUGCAACCCGCAAGCCAGGCACCAGCCCAAGGGGCAGACAGCAUGGAGUAGUUGGCGAGCCUGUGAGCCACCAUGUGCUGUCCCUGCCUUCCCCUACCUCCCUGAGAGGCCUGAAGAGCUGGGAGCUGUUUC